This is a messenger RNA of Rotaria sp. Silwood2, 840 nucleotides long. NCBI's taxonomy places the organism in Eukaryota, Metazoa, Rotifera, Eurotatoria, Philodinida, Philodinidae. The record is from the annotation of a GenBank genome assembly.
AUGGAACAAAACAUUUGGUCAGGACGUGUAUCAAAGAAAUGGGCUGCCAUGAAUAGUAUGUAUUAUACUUAUGGCCGAUCAAAAACAUUAAUUUUACAACGUCUCAAAACUAUCCAACGACAACUUCAACAAGCAUCACAAGCAUUGCAAAAUUUUGGUCAACAACCAUUACCUCAAUGUAUAUCAGAAAUGAAUCCAUCAUUGGAUUUUACAAAACUGAACGCAAUUGUUACAGCUGUUGUGCGUAAAGAUCAACAUAAAUUAAAACAACAAUUUGAAUAUAAUAAAAAAAUGUUAAUGCUUGACUCAACAGAUCAUCAUUUAGUACAAGCAGUUUAUGAUUUUAAACCAAGUCAACAACAAAUUCGUUGUAUUCGUAACAUAUGGAAAGCAACUGGAAAUAAAAAACAAAUGGAAGAACAAAUUCAAAUAUUAAAGCAUCGUAUUCAUUCGAAUUGUUUACCACCAGCAUUCAAUCUUCUUGAUUAUUCACUUGAUAGAAUUGAUAAAAUACUUACUCGAUCCAAACAAUGUUCUAUGAAUGAUAAUGAUAACAAACAACAAACAAUAUUAAAUGCACGUCGUUUAGAAAAAGUUGGUCGAUUUAAAUAUGAUAUGCUUCAAUUAAGUAUAGCAGCUGGUGAAGAAAGACUACGAUUCUAUAAUAAAAUAGUGCAAAAGGAAAAAACAAAAUUAAUUAGUGUGACUGAUAAGUUAAAGAGUAAUAAUUCAACUUCUGAUAUUUUUAAACAAUUAAUGGUAGCAAUUGAAGCACGUGGGAUCAUUGUAUAUAAAUCAGCCACAUCAAAUAUAACAAAUAGUGUUGUUGACGUAAGAUAA